AUGACUGAAGAAAAUCAUACCAUGAAAAUUGAGUUUAUCCUCACAGGAUUUACAGAUAACCCGGAGUUAAAGACCCUUCUGUUUGUGGUGUUCUUUGUCAUCUAUCUGAUUACCAUGGUGGGGAAUCUAGGCCUGGUGAUACUGAUUUCAAAAGAGCAUCAUCUUCACACAUCAAUGUACAUCUUUCUGGGCAACUUGGCUACUGUGGAUUCUUGCUGCGCCUGUGCCAUUACUCCUAAGAUGUUAGGGAACUUCUUUUCUGAGAACAGAGUGGUUUCCCUCUAUGAAUGCAUGGCACAAUUUUAUUUUCUGCCGGUUGAAACUGCAGAUUGCUUUCUCCUGGCAGCAAUGGCCUAUGAUUGCUAUGUGGCCAUAUGCAGUCCACUGCAGUACCACACCAUGAUGUCAAAGAAACUCUGCGUUCAGAUGACCACAGGGGCCUACAUAGCUGGAAACCUGCAUUCCAUGAUUCAUGUAGGGUUUCUGUUUAGGUUAGCUUUCUGUGGAUCUAAUCACAUUAACCACUUUUAUUGUGAUAUUCUUCCUUUAUACAGACUCUCCUGUGUUGACCCUUAUAUCAAUGAACUGGUACUAUUUGUCUUUUCAGGCUCAAUUCAAGUCUUCAGCAUAAGCAGUGUCUUAAUAUCUUACUUCUACAUUCUCUUUACUAUUUUCAAAAUGAAAUCUAAAGAAGGAAGGGUCAAAGACUUGUCUACCUGUGCAUCCCACUUUUUAUCCGUUUCAUUAUUCUAUGGAUCUCUUUUUUUCAUGUACAUUAGACCAAAUUUGCUUAAAGAAGGUGAUAGGGAUAUUCCAGCUGCGAUGUUGUUUACAAUAGUAGUUCCUUUACUAAAUCCUUUCAUCUAUAGCCUAAGAAAUAAGGAAGAUAAUGUCUUGAGAAAAAUUCUGAAGAAAAAAAGAUCUCAUGAAAGUUGGAAACAAAUGACAUCUACUAUAACUUAA
Enhydra lutris kenyoni (northern sea otter) is the source of this 963-nucleotide messenger RNA. Its product is annotated as olfactory receptor 5K1-like. Gene Ontology annotation, biological process: sensory perception of smell; G protein-coupled receptor signaling pathway. The record is from RefSeq and is a predicted model, not a curated record. Gene Ontology annotation, molecular function: olfactory receptor activity; odorant binding; G protein-coupled receptor activity. NCBI's taxonomy places the organism in Eukaryota, Metazoa, Chordata, Mammalia, Carnivora, Mustelidae. Gene Ontology annotation, cellular component: membrane.